AUGUCUGAUAAAAAAGAGGAACAGCCCUCCAGUGUAAAUACAGAUGGAGUCAAUGAAGUCUCUCUAAAAGGUGUUGAAAAUGGCAGAAUGCAAUCUCUUGAAAAACUUGAUACAAUUGGAAGAUCAUCAAGUCAAGUGCUUGAAGAAAAUCAGCAUGAAACUGAAUCUACUAAUGCUAAUGAAACUAAAACAGUAUCAUCAGAAAUUGUUGAGAAGGAUUCAGAACCGGAGACAUUAGAGUUACAAUCACUGGAAUUGUCAAAAAUAUCAUCAGGCAGUUUGCACAAGGAAAAUGCAAAUGAAUUCCAGGAGACUAUAACUGAAAAAGAAGCAGAAAGCUCUAUAGAGGUGUCUUUACAAGAUGCAGAAAAGGAUGGCUUACAUUCUACAGAGAAACUAGAUUCACUUAAAAAAGUUUCACCAGAUUGGAUAGCCAAUACAAAGCAUGCUGAACUUCUUGCAUAUCUGUAUGCUGAAGGAUUAGCUGAAAUCCCACCAGAUUUUUUUGAAGUUCAAGUUAGAAAAAGCUUAAUACACUCAAUAGAAAGUGCUACAAUAUGCCAAACGCUAUCUGAAGAAAUGUUAUCUGAAAUGAUGGUUGAUGAGUUUACAGUUCAGUUAAAUGCAAGAGGACUGGUUGAAGUUCCUUCAGGGAUUUUUGACACAAAGAAGUUGAAGUUUUUGAAUUUAAACAAUAACAACAUAAAGACCAUACCAAAAGAGAUAAAAUUGUUGACAAACCUGGAAAUAUUAUCUAUGGAAGGAAAUCAAUUAACUUCAUUACCUCCUGAAAUUUCUCUACUUAAAAAACUUAGAACUUUGAAUCUCAGUCAUAACCAAAUAUCAUGGUUCCCCCCAAAUUUUUCUGAACUGUCAAGACUCAGGUGUCUUUUGAUCAGUCAUAACAACAUUGAAAAAAUCCACUUUGCUUUAGAAAAACUUGAUAGACUAGAAAUGUUAAAUCUCAGUGGAAAUAAUGUGAUUCUCCCAGACUCUAUAUCUACCAUGAACAAAUUGAAUGCACUUUUUUUAAAUUAUUGUAACAUUUCAAUAUUCCCAAAGAUGGUCUGUUACAUUCCAAAUCUAAAUCAGCUCAGUUUGUCAGAAAAUCAUAUCCAGAGUUUACCAAAAGAAGUUAAAGAACUCAAAAGUUUAAAAGAGCUUUCAUUAAGUAAUAACAAGCUUACAUUUUUGCCUGUGCAGCUUUUUCAGUUGGUAUAUAUUGAAAAACUGAGGCUGGAUAACAACCAACUAGAAAGUCUUUCAGAUAAAGUGGAAAACCUACAAAAGCUUUGUGACCUUAAUCUUGCCAAAAAUGUAUUAAAAAUAAUUCCUGAUAGUCUUUGCAACUGUACCAUGAUAGAACGCCUCAACCUUAAUGACAACCAAUUAAGAAAGAUUCCUUCCACUUUAUACAGAUUAAAACGUCUAAAGGAAUUGUACCUAAACAGAAACCAACUGUUCUUUUUAGAUGAACAAAUAGCAUACAUUAAGGAACUCCUAAUUUUAGAAGUAUCAGGAAAUGUGUUAAUGUACGUUCCUGUUGAAAUAAAAAGCUGUACAGAAAUCACUAAAAUUGACUUAAGUUACAAUAAACUGGCUGUGUUUCCAGUUGGACUGUGUGCACUACUUGCUCUUAAACACUUAAAUCUUAGUGGAAAUUAUAUUUCAGAAAUAACUAUUGACAUUUCAUUUAUUAAAAACCUGCAGCAUCUAAAUUUCAGUAAGAACAAACUACCCUCAUUUUCCAUAUACCUGUGCACUCUUUCCAGACUGAGCUACUUAGACCUAAGUAACAACGAAAUAAGCACUGUUCCGGCAAAUGUGCAUCAAAUGCAGUGUCUUCAGGUUCUGCUAUUACACCAUAACAAAUUUAUUUUGUUUCCCAGAGAAUUGUGUGUUCUAAAUCAUCUAAAGGUUCUUGAUCUUUCUGGAAACAAAAUACAGUUCAUUCCUACAGAUGUUAAGCACCUGUCAAAGCUAAAAGACUUAAAUCUGUCAGACAACCAGUUUGCAUCAUUUCCAAAUGAAAUAUGCCAACUUUUAUCAUUGCAGAAGUUAACUCUGAGCCAGAAAAAUGGACUAAGGUUAAAAUCACUGACAGAAGAGAUAUCAAACCUGACGUCUCUUAAAGAGCUGGAUAUUUCUCACAAUGAAUUACAAGAAAUACCAGAAAGUACAGGGGAAAUAAAAAGCUUGGUCACUUUGAUAGCAAGCAAUAAUUGUUUAACAAAGCUUCCCUCAAGUUUUUCAUCACUCUGUAAUUUACAGCAUCUGAAUUUGAGAGAAAACAAGCUUCUAUACUUGCCUAGUGAUAUGCGCCUUCUUCUGGAACUAAAGGAUAUAGAUUUUGAUGAAAAUACUCUCAUCAGGCCUCCCCUGGAAGUCUGUAAAGGGAAACAACUGCUCCCCAUCACACAUUACUUAGAAAAUGCUGAUCAAAGAGAUGAAAAGGUCCUGGAGAAAAUAUUGAAAACCAUUAGUAGCAAUAUUCCUUUUGAACAUUUUGAUUAUUUUUGCCGAAAAAUGCAACUUGAUGAUGAUACAAUUGUAUCUAUUGAAAAUAACAGGUCUCUUAUGUUAGAACAAAAGGUUGCUGAGGCUUUGAAUUCCUGGAAAACGGCAAAUCAAAAUUUGUCUCCAACUGCUAUGGUAGACCAGUUGAUUAGAAUAUUGACCAUGACUGGCCUCUAUUAUCUGACCAACAAAAUCAAAGCUUUAAAGCUGUGUUCAAGACUGGUAAAGUUCUGA
Molecule: messenger RNA, 2751 nt
Organism: Python bivittatus (Burmese python)
Lineage: Eukaryota; Metazoa; Chordata; Lepidosauria; Squamata; Pythonidae
Gene: LRRD1
Product: leucine rich repeats and death domain containing 1
Cellular component (GO): cytoplasm
Molecular function (GO): protein binding
Source: RefSeq, a predicted model, not a curated record